Messenger RNA from Loxodonta africana (African savanna elephant), 3456 nucleotides. RefSeq names its product solute carrier family 22 member 3 (gene SLC22A3). Gene Ontology annotation, cellular component: membrane. Gene Ontology annotation, molecular function: transmembrane transporter activity. The coding region runs from base 34 to 1716 and encodes 560 amino acids. The transcript is spliced from 11 exons. NCBI's taxonomy places the organism in Eukaryota, Metazoa, Chordata, Mammalia, Proboscidea, Elephantidae. Gene Ontology annotation, biological process: transmembrane transport. The record is from RefSeq and is a predicted model, not a curated record.
GCCUGGCCGCCGUCGGAGCGCGACGGGGCCACCAUGCCCGCGUUCGAUGAGGUGCUGCAGCAGGCCGGCGAGUUCGGGCGCUUCCAGCGGCGCGUGUUCCUGCUUCUGUGCCUGACCGGCGUCACCUUCGCCUUCCUCUUCGUCGGCGUGGUCUUCCUGGGCCCCCGGCCCGACCACUACUGGUGCCGGGGGCCGAGCGCCACAGCGCUGGCAGAGCGCUGCGGCUGGAGCGCAGAGGAGGAGUGGAACCGCACUGCGCCCGCGCACCCUGGGUCCGCGCCCCCGGAGGGAGGCGGCGACGGCCGCUGUGAGCGCUACCUCCUGGAGGCCGCCAACGCCAGCCUCGCCACCGCCGCUGCCGGCGCGCUCAGCUGCGUCGACCCGCUUGCCGCCUUCCCCAACCGCUCGGCGCCCCUAGUGCCUUGCCACGGCGGCUGGCGCUACGCGCAGUCCCACUCCACCAUCGUCAGCGAGUUUAAUCUCGUGUGUGUCAAUGCUUGGAUGCUGGACUUCACCCAAGCCAUCCUGAACCUCGGUUUCCUUGCUGGAGCAUUCACCUUAGGCUAUGCAGCGGACAGAUAUGGCAGAACAGUCAUUUACUUAAUAUCCUGUUUUGGUGUUGGCCUCACUGGUCUUGUGGUGGCAUUUGCACCAAAUUUCCCUGUGUUUGUGGUCUUCCGCUUCCUACAAGGUGUGUUUGGAAAGGGGACAUGGAUGACGUGCUAUGUGAUUGUUACAGAAAUAGUAGGUUCAAAACAAAGGAGGAUUGUGGGAAUAGUGAUUCAAAUGUUCUUCACCCUUGGCAUCAUAAUUCUCCCUGGAAUUGCCUACUUUAUCCCCAACUGGCAAGGGAUCCAGCUGGCCAUAACGCUGCCCAACUUCCUCUUCCUCCUUUAUUACUGGGUGGUUCCUGAGUCCCCCCGGUGGCUCAUCACUCGGAAGAAAAGUGAGAAAGCAUUAAAAAUUCUGAGGAGCAUCGCCAAAUGCAAUGGGAAAUAUCUCUCCUCAAACUACUCAGAGAUCACUGUUACUGAUGAGGAACUUAGUAACCCAUCCUUUUUAGAUCUGGUGAGAACCCCCCAAAUGAGGAAGUGCACACUUAUACUUAUGUUUGCUUGGUUCACGAGUGCCGUGGUGUAUCAAGGACUGGUCAUGCGCCUGGGGAUUAUAGGCGGCAACCUCUAUAUAGAUUUCUUCAUCUCAGGGGUCGUGGAGCUGCCCGGAGCACUCUUGAUUUUACUAACCAUUGAGCGAGUUGGACGACGCCUCCCCUUUGCGGCCAGCAAUAUAGUGGCAGGAGUGGCGUGCCUCAUCACUGCGUUCUUACCCAAAGGGAUAUCAUGGUUGAGGACCACAGUUGCUACCCUUGGACGACUAGGGAUAACCAUGGCCUUUGAAAUUGUUUAUUUGGUAAAUUCAGAAUUGUACCCAACAACAUUACGAAACUUUGGAGUUUCACUUUGUUCAGGUUUGUGCGAUUUGGGGGGGAUCAUAGCCCCAUUUCUGCUCUUCCGGCUUGCAGCCGUUUGGCUGGAACUACCUCUUAUCAUCUUCGGUAUCCUGGCAUCUGUCUGUGGUGGCCUCGUUAUGCUUCUGCCUGAAACCAAGGGUAUUGCUUUGCCAGAGACAGUGGACGAUGUAGAAAAACUUAGCAGUACAUGUUCCUAUAAAUGUGGCAGGAAAAAGAAAAGCCAGGUUUCAAGCUCUCACCUUUGAAGCCCCCGCCAAAGACGGAGGGAAGGAGCUCUGGGAUCCGACCCUCCCUGGAAGGGUGUGCCUUCAAGAGACUUGUGUGUCCAUUUCAGCUGCAGUGCUGUGCAGCUUCAAGUGUCCUUAGGACUCUACCAAGACGUUCAAAAGCCCCAGCGUAUUUUGAUACCAUGUUGGCUGAUUUCUGAUGUGUAAGGCUACUGAAAUUUCUGGCAACACAUUCUACAUGACUGCUUUAGGAGCGCCUGUAAAAUGUGAGACUCGUCCUGAGCCCAGAGGUCUUGUCUUGUGUUGGAGCAGCGAUCUCUGCCCUGCUGGGUCAAGGUGAGACAGGCGAAGCCUCCCACCUAGCUCUCCUGACAGCCCAUCUGGACAGCGGCAUGUGCAAACAGAGAGCCUGGGAAAGGUGUACAUGUACUGUGUUCAUCAAAUCUCAUCAAGGGCUAAGGCUCUACAUGGAAUCUUCUGAAGAUUCCAUGGAGGAUGAGGAGGCGGGAAUCCUACUUAGGGAGAGAAGAGACGGGAUCUAAGUACCUUGGACCACACGGUGCUGAGCCCUUGCUUUCUCUUCUCCCCUGGGUUCUGUAAGCCUUUGUGGUAUUGACAGGCCCAUCUUCCCUCUCUUCCACCUUCUCUGUGCACUGGGGUUGCAGGCAUGGUUUAGGCAUUGCUCCAUCAGUAAAAAUAGAUUGUCUGUGCAAUGUGAGGGUUGGCUGUGGUCUCCAUAGACUCAGGCUGUCAUCCUGAGAGGAUUCAGGGUAGUUUUGAUCCUCGUUUAGUAGAUAUGUGGAGUCACAUCUCAGUAUAGUACUGAACCAAACCCACGGGUGAUGAUCCCACAGGUCUUAGGAUUUCAAUAGCAAAAGGAUAUUUAUCUUAUCUUCGUGAAUUCUGUUCUUUUGAUGGUGCCCAUGAUCAAAACAACACAGACAGUUCUCACUCAGCCUUUGAACUUGUAACUUGUCUUGGAAAGGAGCUCACAUUUUAAUUUAAAGGAAAACUCAGCUCUAAAACUCAUUUCCAUUGAGUCAAUUCUGAUUCAUAGCAACCCCUAUAGGACAGAGUAGAACUGCCCCUUAGAGUUUCCAAGGAGCUGCUGGUGGAUUCGAACUGCUGACCUUUUGGUUAGCAGUUGUAGCUCUUAACCGCUGCCCCACCAGGGCUCCAAGGCCAAUUAUAGCCAUGCUUAAAUUUAUUUUUAAAUAAUUAGCCGCAGCUUUAUAUAUGAUUUUAUAGACAUUAAUAAUGGAUUCAGUCUUUCUUUUUUGUUAUUGUAGCUUUUCAAAUGUAGGGCUUAAACACAAAUAUGCUAUUUUUCCCUGGCUUCUGCUUUUUUUUUUUUUUUUAUUUUCAGAUCCAGUCUAUAUCUUAUGCAGGGCGUUUUAAUGAAUUAUUUUAUGUGGACAGGCCAAAUGGGCACCAAAGUGAAAUCUUGCCAACCAGGAAGAAAGCUUCUAUGUGGAGAACACGUGAUAAUAUGUACCGCGUAUGCGCUAAUUAUGAAACAAGCUUUUGAACCCUUAAAGCACAAGAGAAUUGAAUAUGAAUAUUGAAUUUUCCAAUGAAAUAAAGACAGACUUUGAGAGUUUCAUGCUGCGUUCACCCUUUAUUCACAGACGUUUGCAUUUUUACUUUACGUUUCUUUUUGCUUUAAGAUGACUGUUCUCUUUGUUACUGUCACCUUUGAAUUGUAUUUUGAGGUGGUAUUUUGGUUCCAGAAACAAUAAAAAAAUGUAAAUUGUCAAG